GAUGUCCUGAACAUUUCCUUCCACCUCACCAGACUGACUGCUGCCAAGGCUGAAGAUGCUCUCUGUCCUGACGAGACCCACCAUGAGAACCAUCCUGUGCUGCCAUAGAAUCAUCUACAGCAAGGCCCCACAGGAGAAGAUCGGACCAGGGAAGACAGCCUUUGUCCUGUUUGUGUUCAGCAUGGCUCUCCUGGCCCCAGCGGGAUGGAUCAUGCAUCACAUCCCAGAGUAUCGCCAGAGACCUACCACCACCACUGACUAAAAAACACCAUGAGCACCAAUAAAUAAUGCUGUUUUUGUUAACUCUCAUUUACAUAAUAUUAAAACCUGUUAUAAUGUAUAUGAACUUUACAAUGGAAAUGGAGGGAUGAGUUAGAAUGCUGUUGUAGGUGCAGAGCUGAUUACGUGAACAGGAUGUAGCUCUGUUAUCAGAUGUGAAAUAUUUACCCAAACACGGCCAUCGUGGAAAGCCUGUUUACUCUCAGUCUACAGGCCUUGAUUAUAUUGUCUGCUAUCCAUUACAUAUCAAAAAUGUCCAGAAGCUUUGUUUAGUAUCAAACUAUAACACAUAGGCUACAUAGAACACCAUUUUAUAUUUUCUGCAUUGUAAAGUGCAAUAUUGAUAUAAAAUAGCUUAUAAAAGAAACAGAUUCACUGACUUAGAAAUCUGCCUCUUCAUUGUGGAAUUUUACUAUAACAACCAAAUGUCUUAAUUAAGAAAAUGCCUAUGUUACAUUUUUAA
Messenger RNA from Periophthalmus magnuspinnatus, 742 nucleotides. Its product is annotated as COX8 domain-containing protein. Gene Ontology annotation, biological process: mitochondrial electron transport, cytochrome c to oxygen. Gene Ontology annotation, cellular component: mitochondrion. The record is from RefSeq and is a predicted model, not a curated record. The transcript has 2 exons. Bases 56 to 262 code for a protein of 68 amino acids. Lineage: Eukaryota; Metazoa; Chordata; Actinopteri; Gobiiformes; Gobiidae.